UGCAGAAGCAGCUGCAACAGCAAGGAGACAACCGCGGUGCGGUCGCUCGGAAGGAGUCCUGCUACCGCCCCGUCAAGCUCUGGUAGUGACAGCCAUAGAACAGGCAGGGGGCGGGCUCUCGCAGGGUCUCUGCACCUUGUUAUUGGUUGUAAUCAAAUAACUGUAUAUGGUACGCAGAGUUUCGGGCACAUUAUCUGAAAAUGCGCAAAUAAAGAUGAUGGAGGUGGAUCUCACGUAGCACUGUUGUCCCUAGUUUAUCCAGCUUCGUUGCCCACUGCGUUAGGGAAAAAUUGGCUUUUUUUCUGAACACCGUCCACGGAUUCAGUCCAGAAACGAAACAGGGUCUUCGGACGGUGUUCCCAAGAAAGACGGAAACCAUCGACAAUGAGAACAGUCGUUUUCUCCUUGUACUGGCAAAGAAGGAAGAGGAGCAAUGUCUUUGAAAUACGUCUGUUAAGUGAUUAUUACAGCUCAGAUCAAGUAAUCGACUCGCAACUAAGGAAAUUUGGUGGCGAAUCACGCAAGAGCAACACGGAGCACUGAUCUGGCACCCAGCAUUGAUGUCUAUCAAGAUUUAAAAAGCAGCAGACAUUUUGACAACAGGCCACUGUACUAAUCGCCACUAUCAACACUGGCCAUGAAGUUCAUCCAGAGCUUUUAUCAGUCCACGGCAGCCUGACAUAUCCUAAUCAAAUUGCUGUUUUUUGAGAUAUAAUAAGAAGGCUUGUUUGGAUCCAACCAUCCACCUGUGCAAGAGAGAGGGGCUUAACCUGACGAGGCCCCAUGGCUGCAGAUCUGGUCAAAAGGUGCUCAUCUGUAGGGCAUCCCCAACCCCCACACCUAACGCAGGUCCUUACCAGAUCUCACCGUUGGCCUGUUUCCAUUCUGAUGUAACCCACAUAAUCCCGGAUAGUCCUUGCAUGUCGAAGAAAAGGAGUGGGUGAAAUAGCCCUAGCUUCCUCUGUCUGAGAAUGGCUCAUGGAUGGGAUUCAUACUUCCAUAACAUCCCACCUGUAUCAUCUGAUCCAAGGACUUUGAGAAGGACAUCUGAGACAGAAGGAAGUCUUUCCCAGCACAUAGAGAACUUCACUGGACAUCAUGACUUCCUCGGCACAGUGGCGUCACAUGAAGCACCUGCAACAAAUUCAAAUUUCAACACAAACUAUUACACCCAUAACAAUAUUGGAAAUUCUAGUUCAGACUAUGUUUAUCAAAGGUACUACAUGGAAACACCAUGGCAAACUGAUGGAGAAGAAAUGGAAAAGGAUUACCUGCCAAAAUGUGAAACCAGUGCCAUCUCAGACUUUGCUACAGAUGGAUUAACAUCAUCCGGAUCUUUUCCAAUGGAUUUACAAGGACUUAAGCAAGACUGUGGAAUGCUAGCUACAUCAUUUAUUGAGGACUAUUCAGAUGUCAGUAGCUGCUCGGAUGCAGAUGUUGGUGAAACAAGGCCCUCUUGUAAAUUCAUGACAACUAAUUCAGUUCCAAAACCUAUAACCGAUGUUGGUACAAAACACAGCUUAUCCGACUGGCUUUUCACUCACACUGGAAAUAUGUGUUCGACUGAGAGUCUAUGCCCCGAUAUAUCAGACACUAAUGUAAUUUUGCCAAGACCAUCAAAUGGGGAGGCAAGAGAAAACAUAGUUGAAUGUUCACAAGAUAAGAUAGGAAGUCUAGAAAAAGCUUGUAAAUCUUAUACUGGACAUGAUCAGUCCUGUACUACUGCUAGCAUGGUAACAACUACAGGGAGUGAAACUGCAGAGGAUAGAAAUUAUAGUGAUGGUUGUCAGAAACAAAAGGAGGAUGUGGAGACAGAUCUUGCACAAGUGGAGCAUUCUUUUAUCAUGAUAAACAGUGAUGAAAACUUGAUUGAUGAUAGAAAAGAGGAGUAUCCAGAUGGCAGCAACAAGGAGCAGAUAAUUGCAGCUGCUCCAAAUAUUAUCGCUACAUUUGACAAUGAGCAAGAUCACUUUGAAGAAAAGGUCUCAACAAAGGAAAACAUGGCAUUUGAUAAUGUCAACCCCACACACAGUCAAGAUAGAAUUAUGAGAGAAGAUGAGCAAGACGCUAAUGCAGUCCUAAAGAUGGACGGAAAAGAAUCUGCUUCAUUAGAAGAUAAGAUUUUUGAUGAGCAGAAAUCCCUAAAUGCCAACUCUUCUGAUCAAGAUGAAAAUAUGGAAUUUAAUUAUCAGGAAAAAGAUAUUACCUCUCAAUCUUCAGAUCCAUUGAGUAUCAAGGUGUCAGAUUUUAAAGAUGCUAAUCAAGAACUAAGGGAAUGCACAAGUACCUUGAAAAACAGUCAUGAAUCUGAUUCUUGUUUGCAGUUACUUGAACAUCAGUCUUACAAAAGUUUAACUCAGGAUAAUAAUUGUAGGAGCCCUACUGUGACGUUUGAUGGUCAUUUGAGCAAUGCCAGCGACAGCAGUGAGCAAAGUGUUGCUAGUCAUGCAGAAUCCUGCUCACAGCCAAAUGGCUCAGUCACAGACCCAACUCCCUGUCUAAAACAAGAUGGGACAAGUACAGGAAUGAAAACAAACACCAUUUCUUCUACAGAUCCAGAUUGUAGUGGUUCUAGUGUCACCAGUGACAGUCUUUCUAUUGAUACAAGUGACAAGAGUGAGCAAAGUGUUGCUGAUCAUCCAGAAUUUGACUUAAAGACAACCAGGUCAAACACAUACACGAAUCCCUGUCUAGAAGAGGAACUGACAGAUCCAGGAGAGUGGACAAGUGCAACUCUGUUCACAGACCCAGAGGGAAGUGGCCCUGCUGUGUCUAGUGACAAUACCGAACAAAGAGUCUACAGUCAUGAAGAUUUCAGCUUGCAGGCAAACGACUCCACCGCAGACCUAAAUCCCUGUCUAGAAAUGGGUUGGGCAAGUACAAAAAAGAAGACAAACACCACUUCUUCUACAGUUCCAGAUUCUAAUGGGUUUGAUGGCUCUCUUUCUAAUGAAACUAGUGACAACAAUGAGCAAAGCGAUGCUGAGCAUCUGGAAUUGAACUUACAGACAGACAGCUCAAGCACAGACAUACCCUGUCUAGAAAAGGAAAUGACAAGAUCACCAAAGAUGACUACAACCUCUUCUACAGAUUCAGAUUGUAGUGGCUCUGCUGUCACUAGUGACAGUCUUUGUAAUGAAACUAGUAAGAAGAAUGAGCAGAAUGUUUCUGAUUGUCUAGAAUUUGGCUUACAGACAGAUAGCUCUAACACAGAUACAAAUCUCUGUGGAGUAAAGGAAAUGACAAGUCCACCAGAGAAGAAAACCUCUUCUACAGAUCCAGAUUGUGCUGGUCCUGGUGUCACUUGGGGCAGUCAUUCUGUUGAUUUGAGUGACAACAACAAGCAAAGUGUUGUUAGUUAUCUAGAAUCCUGCUUACAGUCAGAUGGCUCGACCACAAACAAACUCCUCUGUGUAGAAAAUGAAAUGAUGAGUCCAGCAAAGAAGACAAAUACAUCUUCUCUCAUUGAUCCAGAAUUUAGUAGCCCAGCUGUGACUAGUGACUCUAAUGUGCAAAGUGUCCCUAAUACUUUAGAAUCCUGCUUACAGUCAAAUGCCCCAACCACAGACACAAAUUCCUGUCUGCAAACGAAAAGACCCACAGAUAAUGCAAAUGCAACUUUGUCUUCAGAUCAGCAACAGUCACUGCAAAAUCGAUUGGCCCUAGAAGCAGAAGGUCUUGGUGGAGAUAUUGCUGAAAAUGCAAGGCAGUCAUUUGAAAAGUUGGACACAUCUAAACAAGGACAAUCUGUGCCUGGCAUUCUAUAUGGUGAACCUCUUUCAGCAGAAGAUUCUUCAUGUGACACAGAUGACACAGUACCUGGCACAGGUCUGUAUAAAGAAAUGUCUGUAGAUAUGCCUGACAGUAACAGCACGGACAAUUCAAAAGCUCAAGAACCUCAACUAGAAUCUUCUAGACAACUGGGAAAACAUCUGCAUCCUGUUGUAAUGUUGAAUACCUUGGAGCCUGUAAAUAGGAUAAGUAAAUUGUAUCGCUGUGCUGAAUGUCAACAGACAACCCAUAAUGUAGAUCAUCUAAUUGAGCACCACUAUUGUUGCCAUUCAGUGCAUGAUUUUCAGUAUUGCAUGACAUGUAAUCUCUAUGUGAUGAGGAAUGAACAAGCCGAGAAACAUUUGUGUGGCGUAAUCAAAGAAAGCCCUCAGGUAUUUUCUGAUUGUAGCCCACAGAAGGAAAAAAAACGCCACAGCUGCGUUAGGUGCGGAAUCAAAUUUCCAAAAUUGAUUCAAUAUAUUAGCCAUAUGCGUGGACACACUGGCAAAACGCCAUACAAGUGUAAUAAAUGUGGAUUAUAUUUUGCACAGCACUGUUCCCUGUCAAGACACAAGCAUAUUCCUGGCAGAUGCAAGCUGGCAAAACAUCCAGUGACAAAUUACGAUGCUGUUACCAGUGAAACCAAAACACCACCAAAAAAGGAUUUGGUACAGGACAAACCAUAUGUAAAUCUGCCUGAAUGUUAUAUCAAGCUUGUUGACUUCACCAAGACUAACAUGUGUAGAUUAUGUGGUAAAAGCUUCUCAACUGUAGAUGAGACUCAAAAGCACUUCUACAAUGCACAUAAGGGGAAAGGUUUGUCAGUUUCGUUAAAUCAGGGUUCCACAAACAUCAGUGGUAAGGAAACUCCAAAGGCAGAGAGGGAGACGAGAGGAAAGUAUAAUUGUCCUCUUUGUCCACGGUUUUUCAAGUACUCCUACAACAGGGCUCGACACUUGCGUGACUGUGUUAAAGAGUCAAUAUAUGGUGGCAAGAAAACAGUUGAUGGUAAAUAUUGGUGUCCCUUGUGCCACACUACUUUCACUUUACCAUCCAACCGAUAUAGACAUAUUCAAACAAUUUGUCUGAAAGAAUGUCUUAAUCGGCUUGCAAAGGAGAGGGCAAAAACCAGGCAAGAUACGGAACAACUAAAAAUAAAGGACACUGAACAGAAAACACAGUUCAAAUCGGUCGGUGAACAAAAAAAGCAGCCUAAGGAAAACGAACAGAAAAAACAAGCACCCCCAGCAAUAACAGCCCCCAAGACUUUUCCACGUUACAAAUGCAAUCUUUGUCCAGCGGUUUUUUCUCAUGCUUCUGGAAAAUACAGACAUAUGAAAAAACAUGAGCUGUUUAAACUAACUGGCAAAAUGUUCAGGUACAGGAAUUCAGUGUUCACUGCUAUGUGUAAACCUGCAACUUUAAGUAGUAUGGAGAAUGAAAAGAUUAAGGAAAACUUAAAACCAGCUGAAGCAAAUAGCAGUCUUGCACUGAGCUGUCGUUUCUGUGAAAAAGGUUUCAGCACAUCACAGUCACUGAAGAAACAUGAGAGCAGUCAUCGAGGUGAAAGACCAUAUUGCUGUCUGGAAUGUGGAAAAAGAUUCAAGAAACGUUCUGGUUUGAUUGGUCAUAAAAUUGUUCAUCAGAGGAGGAUACAGUGCACUGUCUGCAGAAAGAUUCUUCCAACUAUUGGAGAACUGAUCCAGCACAGAAAGUCACAUCUCAAGAGAGGAAAGCUUCAAUGUCCAGACUGUCAUCUGCAGUUCCAGUAUCCUGCAUAUCUUCUUAGGCAUCUAAACAGCCACCGAAAUAGAGAAAACAAGGCACCUCACCUUGAAGAGAGCCCAGCACUGAAACCACACCAGCCCUUGGAAUCUGUGAAAGAGCACAGUAAACCAAAGCAGCUGCACUGUUCCUUAUGCAAAGAUGUAUUUAAUGAUGCCCAAGUACUAAGAAAACAUUGUUUUACACAUAUAUCUGAGUCCUCAUCAAACCAAUGUCCAUUUUGCAAACUUACUUUCCGUAUUCGCCGAAAUUUGCUGCGCCACAUGAUCAAACAUACUGGAGACAAACCCUUUUCCUGUGAAAACUGUGGAAAACAGUUUUACCGUGACUGUUAUCUUAAAUUUCACAGUCAGAGGUGUUCACAUGCUCAUACUAGACAUCUUGUCACAAUGGACGCGAAGAUGAAGACUACAACACAAUAUCAGUGUUCCUAUUGUCCACGGAAGCUUACCAAGAAAAGAGAUCUGAAAGGUCAUCACCGUGCCCACAAAAGAAACACCCUGCUUUUAUGCUCAAGGUGUGGGCAGUAUUUUGGAUUUACAAAAUUAAAUCAACAUCAGAGGAACUGUGUGGGGACAGUGGAACUCAACACUGGCUCUCCUGAUGGCAAUUUCAGUAAAAGGACUUCACUGACAAACCAGAAUGUCCAUAAAAUAUCUUUGCAGUCCAGUGCAACAAAGAAGCUCCAGUUGAAUUGCCCACACUGUACACAGAAAUUCAGGUACAGGUCAUUACUCCUGAGACACCUUGUUUCACAUACUGGUGUGCAACCUUAUGCAUGCAUGCACUGUGGUCACAGGUAUGGCAGUCAGACUAUGUGUUUGCAGCAUGAAGCUUUCUGUGAUGGAGUUUACAAAGAGGAGCCAUUAAAAGUCAAAAGUGAUGCUGCAGCAAAACUGUCCAACAUGCCUACUCAUGCCGAGGCUGCACAGAAGCCCCAAGUAGAAGGUGACGCUGAGUAUAAGUGUAAAUUCUGCACCAAGACUUUCAUGAAAUCACGAAACUUGAGGCAUCACAUUUUAACACACAAUGAAGUGAAGCCUUAUCGCUGUAAAGGCUGUGACAGCUGUUUUUCAAGAUAUGAUCAUCUGAAAGUACAUCAGACUCGUUGUAAAGGGAAAAGACGACGACUAGAAGUCUGUAUUCCCAAAAUCAGUUUAGAUGAUGUUGGUAAGGGUUGGCAAACAAAGUGUGGCAUUGCACCUGCCAAAAAGCCGGAGACAUUUGAGUGUGAAGUCUGUUCAAGAAGCUUCCCAACUAAGUCUAAACUUUCCCGACAUAACACAUUGUUCCAUACUGCAAAACUAUUCAAGUGCACACACUGUGGCUCAUCAUUUGCUCAUGAAAAAUCUCUGAAAAAGCAUAGAAAGAGGACCAAGUGCAAAAAAGCCUCCGGUGAAACAAGUGUUUCUGUGCCACUGGAAACUUAUCAAUCAACGGAAAAUGUACCAAAACCACUGUAUGGGGUGAAAAAUCAAAUUCUACAGAGGAUCAAGCCUUGUUUUAACAAAAAGUACAAAUAUGUAUGUAGCUAUUGCCCCCGUGCUUUUGGAACUGCCUGGCAAUUAGGCAUCCACACCCGCCUGCACACAGGAGAGAAACCAUUUUCCUGUGACUAUUGUGGUGAGAGAUUUAUAAGGAAGGAUUAUGUGCAGCGUCAUCACCCAAAGUGCCCCAAGAAAGAACAGCAAAAUAACAUUCUCUGUGAUAAAUGUGGAGAGGUUAUCUCCAAAGUUCAUCUUGAAAAUCACAAAAAAAAUUGCACUUUACCUCAAAUUUCAUCCAAGUCUACAGUUUGCCAAAGCCAACAGUCAGCCUCUCAAAUCCCACCAAAAGGCUUUUCUUGUGCAUACUGUAGUUCCCGGUUUUUGCUGUUUUCAAAACUCCAAGAGCAUUUUUUAAAUGCGCACAAGUUGGAAACAACGGUUCCACCAGUGACUACUGCACCCCUACAACACCAUUUAUCAAAUGUACCAGACAUCAAAGAAGAGCCUUCUGAGGAGAGUUGUGAUGAACGGCGUAGGGAAGAUGCUAAUUUAAUCUGUGAAUUAGAUACAGCUCUUGAUCAUGAGGUACACAAACAGUUUUACUGCCAAGAGUGCAAUUUGUUCUUUGCAAGUAAACCUGGACUAACUUCUCAUCUGCGUGGACAUGCAAUGGAGUCUCCUUUUAAUUGUAAAUUAUGCCAUAAAGGCUUCUGGAAUAAAACACUUGUCCGUAAUCACUACAGGAAAUGUAGGUUUGGACAUACUUCAGAAGGGAAUACAGUAAGACAGGAAGCCCCUUUGAAAGCAGAGAUUGACUUUGCACUGAAUGACUCUGUUCUAGUGUUCAAAGAACACUCUAAAACAACUGGCACUGGGGUUUUGCAGACCAACUUUUCCUGCAAAGAUGACUUCAUGGGUGAAUCUGCACCAAAUUCAGAGGGAACCCAGGUGCAAAGCUCAAGUAAUGUGAAGAAAGUUGUGCAGUACCAAUGUUCAGAAUGUGAUAAGAGCUUCACAGAUGGCUUAUUGCUCAUUAGUCACCUUGAAGACCAUGGAAGGCAGGAACAAGAGAAAAAAUGCAAAACAUGCACUAAGUGUGGGCGGGUGUGUGAUACUCGAGAACAACUUGAAAGACACAUGAGGUUGCAUGGCAUUAUUAAGGAAUACCCCUGCCCUGACUGCCCCAAGGUGUUUUAUAUCUUAUCUGAUCUUAAAAUCCACAAAACAUGUCAUGACUCAAAUAGACCUUAUGCCUGCAAACUGUGCACUCAGAGGUUUUGGACAAGACCAUCUUUAUAUAAUCAUUACAUGGAAGACCACCCAGCUGAUACAUUUACUUGUCAUUUCUGUAACAACAGCUAUUCAACUAAAAAUUCAUUGGCAAGACACUAUAAAAAAUGGCAUCAAAAAGAGCAGAAGGAGUUUGAGAGUAUGGUACAAGAAAAGAGCAGCACUGAACAGCAAACUACCAGUCAUGUCAGUACAACUGGUGAAAGUGAUACAGAUGAAAAUAGCAGUGAGGACAGUGACUCGGACUCUGCACCAUACUUCCCAUGCCAUGUGUGUGGCAAGACAUUCCCAACAUCAGAAAGUCUUGAAGAUCACCAGCGAUGUCACCUGGGUGAAAAACCACAUGAAUGUGAGGAAUGUGGGAGAUGUUUUUUCCAGGCAUCCCAGCUGCAGCAGCAUCAACGAAUGCACCAGUCUGAAUUUCAGUGUCAGGCAUGUGGCAGGGGAUUUGUGUCUCUCUUUGCACUGCGUAAACACAAGCAUACUCAUGGAAAGAGCCGUCCAUACCGUUGUACUAAGUGUGACUUCAGUUUCACAGGACCCUUGCAACUGGCAGAACACAUGUCUACCCACCGUGAGGAGAACUUUCCAUGUGACAUAUGCAGUCAUGUGUUUCUCUCCAAGGCUAGUAGAGCUGAGCAUCGAAAAAGCCACUCUCAAUCGGUUGACCAACCCCCACCUUCAGUAUCAAGAGAAGAACAUGAAAAGUCUUCUUCAGUGUCUGAUGACUCAUCAGCAUUCACCAAUGAACUUAAAUAUCGCUGUGGUGUUUGCAAUGAGCGUUUCAGAGACCCAGAGGAGCUCUCAGAGCAUGGUUGUGCGGCAGCCAAUGAGCGACUGUACUCGUGUUCAGACUGCAAUAAACAUUUCCUGCAUGCAUCUCAUCUGAAAAAGCACAGGACUACCCAUCAGCUGUCAUCGUCAGUUAGUGAAUAUCCAUGUAAUCAAUGCAACAGUAGUUUUGCUUCACCUCAGCACUUUCUCAGCCAUCUUAAGACGCAUGUUGACACUGCAGCAGAAAUUAAAGGCAACAUUGAAGGUGAAGAUGGAGGACCUUCACAGGGUUUCAUAUGUCCAGUGUGCCAUCAGUGUUUUGCUAGUGCUGCUGAACUGAGUUGUCAUUUUCCCACACAUUCUGAUGGUAUAUUUAAAUGCAAAAUUUGCAAAAAGACAUUUUCUUCUCCAAGCAAGCUUGAAGAACAUGCAUGCCACCAUCUGACAUUUGAAUGUACAGAAUGUGGCCAGUGGAUUUUGGGAAGCGAUGCUUUCCACCAGCACUGCUAUUUCCAUCAGAAGCAGAAAGUAAUAGAGACCAAAUGCUCCAAUCCAUCAGCUAAGGCAUCCCCUCCAACUCGCUAUCAAGCAGCAGGAGAGGAGGAGGAGAUUGACGUUAUUGGAGAGGACUUGUUCAAUUGCUCUGUUUGUUCAAUGCAGUUCUUUUCCAAAAGUGGUCUCCUGGAGCAUCAAAAUAAACAGCACUUAAAUGACAAGCCAUUCAGGUGUGAACUUUGUGGAAAAAAGUUUGCCUUGCGGCGGUACCUUAGAAGGCAUGAGCAAAGACAUCGCCUAAAAUCAGUUCAGUCAUCUGAAAAUGAGUUCAGAUGCAACCAGUGUCACACCAAAUUUAACACAGCUAAAGAUCUGUCUUUGCAUAUGAAAAGGCAUGCUGAAAAAAAUGUCGGAGAAUACCGCUGUGAUAUGUGUUACAAGUCAUUUAGCCAUUGGUCUCUUCUUAAGCAGCACCAAGAGAGUCAUGUUGGCCAAGUCGUAUACGAGUGCACUGAAUGUGACAAAGCUUUUGCUUUUCCUCACCUACUGGAGGAACAUCAACAGAGUCAUGCUGGUUCCUCUCAGUAAUGCCUGUUAGAUACCAUCUACUUUAUCAUUUAUUUAGAAUAGCUGUAGUUAAAGUAUCUUGAAAUCCCUCUCAUGCCUUACACGUGACUCUAUACCUCCACUUGUAAUCACGGUUUAGGUUACAUUUGUAUUUUGGUCCUUGUUGCAUACUUAUGAAGCUCUUGGCUCAUGUCACUGUAACAGCAUCCUCUUGAGUUCUAUUGCUAAUGUAUAUAUUUUUAUUUCUAGUAUUGGGAUUUGUAUACAGUAAAUUAGCCACAUAGUUUCUUGACGGUGUUUUGUAAAUCUGACAUUUAUGUAAAGUUCUUCAGCAUUCUGUAAUGAGAAGAGAGAAAGCAUGAUGGGAUAUGAUGAUUAUGGAAUGCCUUGUAUAGAGGCUGAAAAUUUUGAUCAGUUAUGUAUAACAUUUAUUUUGGAAAAGCUUUUAGUCAGUUUUGUUGACAGUAUGUACAUUAGGCUGCAACCUGGUCAUUUUAAUCUGUUUGUAUUUUCUAUGGUAUGGCUGUUCAUGUACAGUACAAUAGAUAAUUUUCAAAUUUUCAGUUUAUCAUUUUUCUGUUUACUGUGGAUUGAAACUUUUGAUAUUGAUAAGUAUCUUUUACAGGUGUGAAAAAUGUUCUAAUUGAAUAUUCAUUUCACAACAUGAGGAUGGUACUUUUUGGAAAAAAAGAGUUGAUUAAUUCAAUUAAAGUCA
Molecule: messenger RNA, 10884 nt
Organism: Monopterus albus (swamp eel)
Lineage: Eukaryota; Metazoa; Chordata; Actinopteri; Synbranchiformes; Synbranchidae
Product: zinc finger protein 1035
Exons: 7
Coding region: 972-10190 (3072 amino acids)
Source: RefSeq, a predicted model, not a curated record